AUGGAACAAUUGAGUGAGAUCGAGCAGGUACUUGUCCAGAAAUCCAAAGAUGUUAUGAAGAAUGCCUACUGCGCAUACAGCAAGUUUCCUGUUGGGGCUGCCAUACUGGCAGAGGAUGGAAGUGUGAUUUUGGGAGCAAACCACGAAAAUGCCUCAUAUGGAGGAACAAUAUGUGCAGAACGUUCAGCAAUGUGUGCAGCGCUGACUGCAGGACACCGGAAAUUCAAAUCAAUUGCCAUUUGCACAGAACUACCUGAUCCCGCAUCUCCAUGUGGACUAUGCCGUCAAUUUUUGAUUGAGUUUGGAAAUUACAAAGUAAUUUUGUGCUCUUCAACAUCCGACAAACUGAUGGUUACUUCGACCAAGGAACUCUUGCCCCACGCCUUCACUCCAGCAAGCUUGGAUGAAUUCGAAAACAUGAAAGCCAACAAGUAA
Auanema sp. JU1783 is the source of this 435-nucleotide messenger RNA. The record is from the annotation of a GenBank genome assembly. NCBI's taxonomy places the organism in Eukaryota, Metazoa, Nematoda, Chromadorea, Rhabditida, Rhabditidae.